CUUUUUUAUACAUUUAAUUAUUAUUUUUUCACGUAUACUAGACAUUUUUCUAUUAAAAAAUAUACAUAUAAAACAAAUACGCGACCCAUAUCACAACCCGUGCGAACGCACGAGUUUGUUAGUAGUUUUUAUAAAGAUGAUUACAAAAACAAUGGUUACAUUAUUCUUUCUUCUUUGUCUGGCAACGGGCAUAAUGAGCCAUACAAUUGAUGGUAUGCAUGGAGGGUUCAAUGAAGAUUUGAAGAGACAACUUAACGUUGCUAAUGAAUCUCAUGUCAAAAGUUUUAUGGUAUAUAUUUAUCCACAUAUAUUUAAUUUUUGGACUCAUUUAAUGGUUUGCAUUCACAUUUUUAAUAAUGUUUUCAUUGAUAUAGUAAAUUGUAUAGACUCUUUCAGGUCACAUUGUUGAUUGUGUGGAUAUUUACAAACAACCCGCUUUUAACAAUCCUUUAUUAAAAAAUCACAAGAUGCAGAGAAAACCAAGUUUUGAAACUGAUAGAAUUAUUUCUACUAAACCAAUAAAUUGGCUUGAGAAAGUUAGAUGUCCCAAAGGAACAGUACAUGUUCAAAGGAUAACUAAAGAUGAUAUCGCUGGAGGAAAAUCUUUAUUAAAUAAUUCUUUGAUAUAUCAAGAUAGCUCCUCUGGUCACGCAAUGGAAUUACUAAAGAGCAUAAGGGGUGCUCACCCGAUGAUACAUAACGGAAAGCUUCUACCGUUCAAAACAAGAGAGCGGGAGAAUAUUCCAAGAGAAAAAGUUACAACAAGACUUUGUCCUAUAAUAGGCGCAAAGCCAUUUCCACGAAUUAGAGACCACCCCACCCCAACAUUCAUUAAAACUAAACGUAUCCCGCUUGAAAAUGAUAGCGUUUCUUGAUAACCAAAUACUCCACACCGUUGCCAACCAAAUAACCGCUAGAGUGUCCCUCACAACCGAACCUUUCACCUUAUGCAUUGCGAAAGGAUACCUAACAAAUUCCUCGAAGGAUAGAACCUUGUUGAUAUCAACCCACACAAAAACCUUCUUCCACACUUCCUUCGUAAUCUCACAACCGCCUAAGAGGUGAGGGAGAUUCUCUUCCUCCUUAUUGCAAAAGGCGCAAACCAAAUUGCUAGAAUCCAACAUGCCUCUCUUACCUAAAUUAUCCUUGGUAGCUAGGCGGUUGUGGAUGAUUCUCCAUCCGAAAAAAAAGGAGUUUAGACGGAGUUUUUACCUUCCAUAAUAGUGCAGCCGCUUUGACUAAAACAGGUUCAAGAGGGGGUCCGGAUAACUUUUCAAAAAAUCUGUUGUAGCAAGAUUUGACCGAAAAGCUUCCAUCCAAAGACGGCGUCCAGCUGAACCCAUCUGCCCCAUUUGCACCAGGGGCGUGAUCCCGGAUCUGCUGCAUCAAAUCAGUCCGUAUAGCAGCAUCCGUAUCAUCCUGCUGGCCGAAAAUGGCCCUUUGAUUCCAGCGCCACCCUUCGCUGUAAAAAACGCCAGCCUCUGCAACAGUUAAAACAUCAUUGGCAGCAACUACGAAUAGUUCCGGAAAGGCUGAGGCCAGGGCUUGGUUCGCUGCCCAGCAGCCGUGCCAAAAUGGUGUUUCCGCCCCACCACCGAUUUUGCAAAAUACUGCACCUGCAAAGCUAUGAGUUAGAAGAGAAAGAUAAUUGUCAGAUAAAAUCAAGCCCCUCCACCAUAUAGAAUCGUUUUUCUCAAUGACGGACUCAUCCCCUACCAACACCUUACACUUCACAUUUCCAUAUCUAGAAGUAAGGAUGCCCCACCAAACCGCCUCCUCCUCGAUCAAAAACCUCCACUUCCAUUUGCUCAACAACGCUAAAUUCAUCACCUCCACAUUUCUCACUCCCAAACCUCCUUCGCUUCUCUCUUUACAAACCGUCUCCCAUCGAAUCCAAUGGAUAGUCCUUUUAUCAUCUCUACGACUCCAAAGAAAAGAACUUUGGAUAGACCGAAUUUCAUUGAGAACCUUCGUAGGAGCUUUAUAGAAGGACAAAGAAUAGAUUGAAAUAGCGUUUAAGACGGAAUUAAUCAAACACACCCUUCCCGCUAUAGAUAAAUUCAUACCUUUCCACACGGCUAACCUUCUUCUUAAGUGAGAUAACAAAUCCUUCCACAUCGAUGACUUUCUAGGACUAUCGCCCACUCUCACUCCAAGGAAUUUAAACGGCAAGUUAUCGACUUUGCACGCUAGAAAGGUCGAAGCCGCCUCUAUGAACCAACCUCCUACAUUUACACCAUAAAUAUUACUCUUGUUGAAAUUCACCCUCAACCCCGACAUUAUCUCAAACCCCCUAAGAAUAGCCAAGGUGGUUAUUAGAAAUCAUCCUCCUUUCUAUGGAAUUUCAGGAACUAUUAGUCUUUAUAAUCCAAGAGUUCGUAUGGGACAAUAUAGUGCAGGUUAUAUAUAUAUUGAAAAUAAAAACAACAAUCUCAAUAAAAUUUUAGUUGGAUGGCAUGUAAGUUAAAUUUAUUUUAUUAAUUUAAAAAUUGUGUGAUUUUCUAAUUUAAAUAAAUUAGAGAACAUUGAAAAUAAAAUAAAAUUUAUCACAAUCAUGUCAGGUAUUUCCUGAACUAUACAAUGGUAAUGAUUCAACGUUUUUGUUCAC
This is a messenger RNA of Vicia villosa (hairy vetch), 2608 nucleotides long. RefSeq lists its product as uncharacterized. NCBI's taxonomy places the organism in Eukaryota, Viridiplantae, Streptophyta, Magnoliopsida, Fabales, Fabaceae. The transcript has 3 exons. Bases 468 to 875 code for a protein of 135 amino acids. The record is from RefSeq and is a predicted model, not a curated record.